AGCGGUCGUGAAUUCACGUUUUGUGGGCAUUUUUUUUCGUGUAGAAUUGUCGUGCAAAAAGAAACUAGUAAACCAAUAGUGUGUGUGUGUGUCUUUCUGUGUUUGACAGUCUUUAAACUUUUACUAUCCCACCCACCAAGGGCACACACAAAGAAAGCCACCCGCCCUCUCCCCAACCCACGUAGAUGGGAGAGGUCCGUGUCCCCCCUGUGUUUGCAUUGUUCACUGGCUCUUCCCUCUUCCCUUGUAAAUUGGGGUCAAAAGCGGUUCAUAUACAUGAUCGAUAAAAUCGAUGGCUGCGCGAGUGUGUGACAUUUCGUAACCAAGUUGGCGUUGUGUGUGCCCUCCCCCGUCCGGUCCGCCCCUUAUGUAGAGGGUCACAACCACCCCCUCUGUGUCCCACCCUCCACUUCGUGCAUGAUGUUGAUACUUGGAUGGCUCUAUCGGAAGGAGAAGACACCCCGUAUCGCACGCGUGUACGAGAUAAAGGCAUUAUGGGAGGGUGCCCGGGUGGGAGCGGGAGCGGGCGCACAACCCCUAGAGCCCGUGCUGUUCGUUAAAGGGCAGCGCGAGGCCCUAUUCUUCGCGUAUGGGUUCCCGUCUAUGAUUCAAUCGUCAACCCCCCGAGAGGGCGAGCGAGCGAGCGAGCGAGUGAGCGAGUGCAGCAGUGACACAGCAGCGAGAAAGAGACCGGCUGACCGGAUUAAAAGAUUCACCACCCCUUGUGCGCGAAUAUGUACACCCCAAACUCGUCUGCCUGAUUCUGUGUGUGUGCGUGAUUGUAGGUGUUUGUGGGUGCGUCCUUGGUGUGCGUGCCAUAAAGAAGAGGAUUAGGAUGAGGGUUUCGUCAUACGAAAGGGAUCUUUGAACCUUUGACCUCAGCAGGGUAUAUCUCCCGCGCGCCUGUGUGUGUGUGGGAGCAUCCGUGUGUUGGUGUGCUGCUGCUGUGUGUUUAUCACACUGGGCAAGAAUGGGGUUGCAUGGUUUUUGUGUGUGCAAAAUACAGCCUGAGUCCGUCGUGCGCAUCACAGCGCGAGGGUGCUGCCUUUGUGACUCCUGUUUAAUUGUGUGUGUGUGUGUGUGUAUGUGUCCCCCUUCUAAAACGAACGAGGGCAGCAUCACCAGGGAAGUGUCGCCUUCCAUCUCUAGUCACAUGCAAUAGGCAGGGACACACGCCAGUGUUGAAUAGUGCGAUAAGAGCCCGGUGUGGAGGUGACUACGCGACGUGCACUACGCGAAUCGUACCGCCCAACAUGAGCCAAGCGGCCGCCGGACUAUCGCAGCAGUUCUGCGUACGCUGGAACAGCCAUCUGGGCAGCCUCGGUGCCGCCUUUCCACAGCUAUUAGCCGGCCAAAGGUUCGUGGAUGUGACGCUGGCAUGCGAGGGCCACCAGGUGCACUGUCACCGGCUGGUGCUGGCCGCCUGCUCGACCUACUUUGAGAAUCUCCUGGGCGAAAACCCCUGCAAGCAUCCGAUCAUCAUCCUGCCCCGGGACAUCAAGCUGUGGGCGAUCCAGGCGCUGGUGGACUUUAUGUACAAAGGCGAGGUGAACGUAUCGCAGGCGGGACUGCCAGAUCUGAUGAAAUGUGCGGAAGUGCUGAAAAUUCGUGGCCUGUGCGGAUCGGACGCCGCGCUCAACCUGAACCAGGUGCACAGCCCAUCGGGCAGCCACCAGUACCAGCAGCAACAACACAGCAGUGCCAACAGCAGUGACGCCGGUGAGCCGGUGGAGCAUGCCGGUGCCACGGCACGGGCGUCCGAGGGAUCGUACGCGGGACGACAUGGGGGACAAAGUCAAAGUGCAAGAAUGCAGCAAAGCAAUGCAUCCAGUGGACCAAAGAGACAGCUGCUGAACAGUUUAAACCUGCAGCCGAUUGACGCGGGAAUUGCCCUGCCCCAUCACCACCACCAUCAGCAGAAUGAGGACGGCGUUCACAGUGAUAACGGGGAGAGUGGCAAUGAAAUGUGCAUCAAAACGGAGGAUUUAAUCAUCGAUGAAGAUGAUUCAGGCAGCAGACAGUGUGGAGACGAGGAUGAGCUUGGAAUGGACAGUACUGACAAAACCGGUUCCGACGCGAUUCGCUGCGAGCAGUUCCUCGGCGCACAUCCAAUGGAUGCGGAGGAUCGGGUCGGGAGCGAUUCGAUGCGGGAGGACCGAAUGGAGGAAGAGAUGGAGGUGGGCGAAAAGAUGAUCGAUGAUGGACGCAUGGUAAUGGAAAAGUCAGAACAAUGCCACACCGAUCGGCACCCGCCGUCCUCCGGCGUUGGUGAUCCGCCCGAUUACGACCAUUUUGAGGCGAACGAAAUCGAAGGUGCUGAGCAUGAUCUGAUGGAGUUGGAGUUGAGUGGGGAAACCGAUGCACCGGCGGAAGCUGGAGCCAACAGGAAGCGCCGAAAGCUUGCCAUUACCAACACCACCACCAGCUCCACACUAAACAGCGAGCUGCUAGUGUCCGCUGGCGGCAGCAGCUCCUCCACCACCCUGUCUAGCUACAGUCACAGUGUCAAUAGUGCGGGUGAGCAACGAUCGAAAGCCGGCGGCGGACCGCGUACGGUCGGGGCCGUGCCAUCGCUUUCCUCCAUAGGUGUGCGGUCCGGGCCCGGCGGUUCCCGCGGCUCGAUACGGGUGAAAUCCAUCGAGAAUCUCUUCGAAAACUAUCAAGCCAAACAAUCACCAAAGUCUUCCCGCGACAAGAGAAGGGCCCAGCCGCACCACUCCCCGGUGGUGGUGCUGGGCUGCAGCGGUGCCAAUAUCAGUGAGAACGAUAGUAGUGCCAGUGAACAGCAGCAGCAUGCUGCCUCGUUGAUGUACAACCGCAACGAGAUGGAUGUGUACGUGAAGCAGCAGCAACAACGGAUCCUAAAAACUGCGGCCGAGCGGCACGCCGACGGCGGUGACGAAACGAAUGCUUCCACGGUGAUGAGCGAUGGCGAUGGGUAUGAGAACAUCAUCUGCUCGCCGAACUUCCCGCAGCUGAGCGAAGCGGCCAGUGCCGGCGAUGGUGGUGCCGGUGGCUACAAGGCGGAAGAGGACGACGAGGACGAGGAGUACGGCGACGAGUACGCCAUACAGCUGCUGGCGGAGGAGAUCGACAGCAGCCUGCUCGCCAACGGGGGCGGCGAAAGCGAGGGAGACGAAAUUCUGUACAAACCACCGGCCCUGAUGGCGCUCGGCGCCGCCAAGGGAGCGCACCCCGGCAGGACGGCCGCCGGCCUGCGAGCGUACGGUGCGGGUGGUCCUCCCACCUCGACGCUGACGAUUCGCAAGCUGGACGGACGGUCCCGUGGCAACGUGCCGCAGGCGACGGGCGGCUUAGCGCGCACGGUAACGCGUCGACCCCGGCUAACUGGCCGCUCGAAGGACGCGCUGCAUCAGCUGCUGAACUCGAACGGUACGCCACCACCGGUCGCCUUUACGCUGCGCAAUCCGCGCGGCAACCAGCCGCGCACGUACAACACCGAGGCGCUCUGGGCGGCACUGAUGGACGUGAAGGCGGGUGAAAGUAUUUACCGCGCAUCGCAAAUGCACAAAGUUCCUCGCAAGACGCUGCGGAAUUGGAUGAAGCGGUGGGACAUCAAGUCUGCCUACCCGAUGCCGAGGCAGCUGAAGGAGGCGGCCGAAAAGAAGCGCAUCAUAAAGGAGCUGACCAGCCAAAUACAAUAGCAGGAGCGGCGGCAGCCACUGCUAUGCCCGCUAGCGCACGAUAACGGUUUAGCACAGUUUAGCUUCCACUAUGCUAACGGCACUGCUGCUACGGUUGAUGGUGCCGACGGCAUCCCGCAACCAGCAGCAGUACCGGAAGCAGUUCCAAUCGUUGCCAACACGACAAUGCCAAUAAUAUGGGGAUAAGGAAUGGUACAUUAAAGAGGGGGGAACAGCAACAGCAGUAGUAGUAGUAGUAGGUUUUCAGGGAGAGAAAGAGAGAGAGAGAGAAAGAGAGCAGGGAAUGUAAUUUUAAAUUCAACCAACAAAAACCAAAAAGAAACGAAAAAAGCCAACCUAAAACACACAAGUCGCCAACAACGCCGCAAACGUGCGUGAAAAAGUAAAGGAAAAAAGGAAAGAUAAUAUUAUAGAUAUAUAUACAAACACACAUGUAGGGAAGAGAGACAUUAUACGUACAUGGGCAUAACAUCACGGGAAAAAUGUUACACAUUUGUAAUGUGCAAAAGACAUUGCGAUGCAAAAAAAAAAAAAAACAAAAAAGGGGGGAGAUCGGAACUAGUUGCCAAGAUAAAGAUAAAGAGUUUGAACGAUAGAGAAUGAUCCAGGGAAUAGUAAGAGUAUAUUAUAUAUAUACACAUUAUACAUAGAUUUUACAUACACUUUAUUUAAUUUUACAGUAAGGUUGCUAAAGUGGGCGAACAAAUGGACUUCUGCUCCAUCAAGCGCACUUUUCGCAGGGAGAAAAUGAAUCAAUUUCACGUACACGGGCCGCGGUAGUCAUUUAGAAGAGGCGAACCAACCGCGCGCGCGUAUAAGAGCGACUUAUUUUUCGCAACCAAACCAGCAACACUCCAUAUAUACUAAUUGAUUUACCUUAGAGUGAUUUAAUGGCCAAACCCAAACAAACCCAUUUGCGCUGCUUCCUUAGUGUGGUCACAGUGUGUUACGACGUUAUUUUUAAAUUCAUACAUUUCAGUCAAGUUUAUGGUUACGCACACAAGCUGCGUAUACCAGUACCAGGCCAAAAGUGGUAGCAGGAGUAGAAUGGAUAGGGGAAUAAGUCACACCACGAACUCGAAAAGUCAUCUAAGCAUUCGUUAAAUCCGUUUGAUUUUUAAAACAAAUGGAGCAAAGUGAAGGUUUCUAGUCAUUCGUCUGUCUCCCGUGCUGUGGAGCCCCAGAUGCUAUUAUUUGAUUGUUUUGUUUUUUUUUUGUUUAGUUUAAUCUACAUGAGGCGAGUAUAACUUUUGCGUGCUUAAUGGUGUAUAAGUAUUUUGUUAGUUUCGUUUUUUUGUUUUUAAUUUUGUUUAUCGAUGUUUUUUUCCUUCUUCGUUUGUUAAUUCGGUAAAAUGCAGUGGCAAUACAAGCGGCAUUGGAGUAGAACUUACAUUUACGCAUAAGUAUUUAGUUCAAUUGUGAUGGACUUUACUGGAUGGGAGCAGCUUUUUACGUUAGUUUCUUGUUUAUUUUGCUCUUCAAACAAAAAAACAUUACCCUUACCUUAUCUGAAAUCCGUUCCUUUUUGUGUUAAAAUGGAGGAAAAACAAGUUUAUAUUUAUAUACGUAUGAUAAUUAGUCAGGCGUAACAAGCAACCAAAAACCAGAAGCAAAAUUUAGGAAACAAAAUUAAAUCGUAAUAUGCUCUAGUGUGGUAGGGAUUUUAAUUGUGACAUCUGUACUUAGGUUAAAUAGUUGUGCGGAUAAUUUAGUUUUGUGCCCGUGUGUACCACCAAACCAAAUUCAAGGAUCUGGCAAGGAUCGUUCCGGUUCGGGUCUCGUACAUCUCAUAAUACUACCACUCUCUGUAGCGUGGGACGCUGAACGUGAUACUUGCCCGUCUGGAUGGACGAGAAAAAGGAAACGCCGCAGGACGUGAUGGCGCAAGUACGAGAGAAUCUGCAUGAUGUGUCGUGUGAAUGUCGAAUGUUGAAUGAAUCCUCUCCUAUUUUUUUAAACAAGAGGAUUAUGAUCUUUAUGAAUACGUCUUGCGAGAUAGACACAGAUGGAUCUUAUGACAGGAUAUACCGAAUAGAGUCUGCACACACACACUCACAACAGAAACCCCAACAGACAAAGCAAAAUUUGCCAGUAAACUAUUUAUAAGAACUGAGAGAAGA
Anopheles coluzzii is the source of this 5785-nucleotide messenger RNA. Its product is annotated as broad-complex core protein isoforms 1/2/3/4/5-like. Lineage: Eukaryota; Metazoa; Arthropoda; Insecta; Diptera; Culicidae. The coding region runs from base 1254 to 3665 and encodes 803 amino acids. The record is from RefSeq and is a predicted model, not a curated record. Gene Ontology annotation, cellular component: nucleus. Gene Ontology annotation, molecular function: protein binding. The transcript has 7 exons. Gene Ontology annotation, biological process: regulation of transcription by RNA polymerase II.